GUGAAAAUCCGGCAAACGGUUUAAAAAAAUAAAAACCUAUUAACGGUGUCGUCUGAGACGCGCCUGGAUAAGUCUCACGGUCGCUCGACUUUGGAAACAAGCUGUGCUGAAACUUUAGCUUCACUGUUCGCAUCCGAUCGAGACCAUGCCUCUCAAAUGGGUUAUGCACUGGCAACCUAAUGCAGGAACCACAGUCAGCGGCCAAAUCGUAACUGAAAUUACGCAAUGCGUUGAGAGCAUCAAUGGUGUCAAAGAAGGCAGGUGGAAAGCUACUCUCACUUACUACAAGCCCAUGCUACGAGAGCAGGCUUUAGCAGCUGAGUUUCCUCGUGAUUUUCUGGGAAUUUCGCUGCCUGAGCAACCCAACAAGUACUACUUCAUAAUUCGAGGGCAGCGCUUAGUUCUUGAGGCAGACUCGUCGAUUCAGACUAUAAUGGAGAAAUUGCAGUCGUACAAAUCGAAGGUGUCCCUGAAUUUCGAGGGGUUUCAAUAUCAACUCGGGGACUUCCAAUUGAGGGUAGGGAAAGUUGUUCCUAGCCAUUCAGAAAAUUUGAGAGGAAUAGUCAUGGAGGUGGAGUACCUUCCCAUCUCUUCGAUAGAAAAAUCGAGGCAGAUCAUGGGAGAGUUCUUUGAGCUAUGGCAAGAGGUUGUGUCAAAAAGAUCAUUACCGGGACAAUUCAUGCAUAUGGAGCCAAAUUUUGCAGAGUAUGGCCUUGGAGACCUCUAUACCUCGCAACAUACUGCUGUCCAAUAUGCUACCGUUAUGGCUCAACUAAUAGCCACAGUGCAAGCUGUGCAAGCAGUGAGAAAUUAGAGCAUGAUCGAAACAAUGUCAUUGUAAUUUUCCUGUAUUAUGAGCUCUUUUCUCAUCCGGAGUUAAAGAAAAUAUUUGCUAUAUGUCUAUGCAUGCCUUAUUUGAUGAA
Ziziphus jujuba (common jujube) is the source of this 923-nucleotide messenger RNA. Its product is annotated as mediator of RNA polymerase II transcription subunit 20a. The coding region runs from base 146 to 814 and encodes 222 amino acids. The record is from RefSeq and is a predicted model, not a curated record. The transcript has 5 exons. NCBI's taxonomy places the organism in Eukaryota, Viridiplantae, Streptophyta, Magnoliopsida, Rosales, Rhamnaceae. Gene Ontology annotation, molecular function: transcription coactivator activity. Gene Ontology annotation, cellular component: mediator complex. Gene Ontology annotation, biological process: regulation of transcription by RNA polymerase II.